Molecule: messenger RNA, 1512 nt
Organism: Aspergillus welwitschiae
Lineage: Eukaryota; Fungi; Ascomycota; Eurotiomycetes; Eurotiales; Aspergillaceae
Product: MFS general substrate transporter
Exons: 4
Coding region: 1-1512 (503 amino acids)
Biological process (GO): transmembrane transport
Cellular component (GO): membrane
Molecular function (GO): transmembrane transporter activity
Source: RefSeq, a predicted model, not a curated record
AUGGAGCACAAAUCUGUCGAGCACAACGAGUUUGUCAGUUCAAGCAAAGCCGAUCUCGAGCCUGAUCGACUGACACCUGCCCGGAUACUGACUGCUGAGCAAUUUGCCCUCGCGGAGAGAAAGCUCAAGCAUAAGUUGGAUUUGCGUCUUUUGCUCUGUGUGUGGAUCAUCUUCGUGAUGAACUACCUGGACCGAAACAAUAUAUCAGCCGCGAAGGUAGCCGGCAUUGAGGACUCUCUUAGCCUAAGCAGCACGCAGUAUGCUACGGCCGUGGCUCUGCUUUUCGCUGGCUACGUGCUCAUGCAGCUUCCAUCCAAUAUUUUCCUGGCCCACCUACGCCCCUCGCUCUACAUUCCAUCCGUUAUGAUCAUCUGGGGCAUGCUAUCUGCGCUGGUAGGAGUCGUCCACAACCCAGCCGGUUUGUACGCUCUCCGAUUUCUGCUUGGGUUUGUUGAGGCAGCAUUUUAUCCCGGCGCGCUCUUCCUAAUUUCAUCUUGGUAUAAGCGCUCUGAAAUGGGAGUCCGCAGCGCUUUCCUUUUCUCCGGCUCUCAGCUGGGAAGCGCAUUUUCCGGCCUCAUCGGUGCCGGCAUUACAAGCGGCCUAGAUGGGACCCGAGGCCUCGAGUCCUGGCGCUGGAUCUUCAUCAUCGAGGGCUCAGCAACCGUUUUCAUUGCUCUCAUGGCCUUAUUCGUCCUCCCAAACUACCCCUCAAAUACCCCUUGGCUAAGCCCAGAAGAGCGCGCCGUCGCCGAAUGGCGCUUAAUUGAGGAUGCCGGACAGGUCGACGAAGAUGAUGAACGCUGGAGCUACGGGUUCAAGAUGGCGUUCAACGACUGGCGGCUGUACACCUUCGCGCUAAUCUUCCUCUGCAUCCAGGUUGCGAGUGCGACGUCUAACUUCUUUCCCGCCGUCGUUAAGACGUUAGGGUUUGGCACCGUCAAUACCUUGCUGCUUACUGUGCCGCCGUACAUGGUAGCCCUAGUAGUCUCCAUCGCUAAUAAUUGGUCUGCCGAUCGCCUUCGCAACUCGUCGUUUCACGCUAUCUGGCCCUUAUCCAUUGCGAUUGUCGGGUUUGUUGUUGCGGCCGCUACGCUUAACACAGGCGCGAGGUAUUUCGCCAUGAUCCUUAUGGUAGCCGGGGGGCAUGGCUCCAACGCCGUCGUGCUGGCCUGGACACAAAAGACCAUGCUUCGGCUUAGGAUCAAGCGGGCCUCGGCUGUGGCGUUUGUUAAUGCCUUUGGGAACCUUUCGCAAAUUUUCUCUUCGUACUUCUACCCCGAUAACUCUGCUCCGCGGUACGUGACCGCCAUGGCGGCGAACUCAGCUUUUUCCCUCGGCGCGAUUUUGCUAGCUAUUUUCAUGCGAUUUGUUCUUCUUCGCGCUAAUCGGCGCAUUGAGAGAGGUGAAUCGACCGUGACGGAGGAGAUGAGAGGUCAAAGUCAGCGGGAAAUUGCUGGUGUCUCUGAUGAGGAGCGCGUUGCAAGAAGGGAGGGGUUUCGAUACAUUGCUUAG